This is a messenger RNA of Paramormyrops kingsleyae, 4166 nucleotides long. The record is from RefSeq and is a predicted model, not a curated record. NCBI's taxonomy places the organism in Eukaryota, Metazoa, Chordata, Actinopteri, Osteoglossiformes, Mormyridae.
UCAGGCCUAUUUAUAUAAACGAAAUCGCAGAAAAAGAGAAUUACUGCAAUACUUGGAGAGACAAGCCCGGUUGCUAUGGCGGGAAGGAGGUGUACUUGAGGUUUAAGAAUCAUGUCCCACCGUCUCUCCAAGGAAGAGCUGGACGAACAGUUUGAGUUGUAUUUAAAAGAGUCCAUCUCUGAUGACUCUGUGGAUUUGGGUGGCACAAGUCGUUCCAUUGAGUUGGACAGUUUAGGGAAGGUUCUCCAAAACCCUGCACAUACUAUUGGGCCGUCUCGAUCAUGGUGGAAUGAAGAUGAAGAGACUCUGAAUGGGGGAUUGCUGGCAUCUGGAAAGAUUUUUCGAAAAUCUCAAAGAAAAUCCCAGUCAAUUCAAGAGGAUGAUGAGGUACGGCUAAAACCAAAAAGGAACCAAAAUGAGCUGGAGAAGGAAGAAGAGGUUAAGGAGGAGCAGGCAGAGGCUGUCAUUUUCAGCAGAUAUAGCUUGGAACCAAAGGACUCAGAAUCGGUGGCGGCAUCUGGAGCAGGACCAAACGUUACAGGCUUUGGCCUGGACACACUGGACGAGGAGAAAGAGAAGGCUAAUUUCUUUGCCAACUUGGAGAGGGGAGCUUCCUCCACUAUUGACUAUUCCAAGCUGAACCGAGAGUUUGAUUCAACUGGGUCUACAGUCACCACUACCCUUAAGAAUGCAGAAAAGAUAGUGACUGAGCUGGAGUCAAAGGAAAGUCGUGAGUCCAGAUGCAUGCCAGCAACUCUGAACUACAGUGAGGAUUUUGAAGAUGAACUGGGUGGCAGAGAGGCACAGGAUGAGAAAAUCAGUAGACCUGGAAUGCUUGCAAAAGUGUCCUUCCAUGACUCCCUGGACUCAACCGCUGGGACUCAGAAACCCGAGGAAGGUGCGGAGGAGGCAGAUGUGCCAGUGAGGAACGACGGCUGUUUGGCUCUUGGUGUCAUGGAGACCAAUGGUACAGGCAACUGUGUUUCAGAUCUGCCUACAGCAGAAGAACUCAUGCAGCCAAUCAGACCAGACUUUGGUUUCACCCAGCUAUCUUCCCAGCACCCAGUCAUUGGUGACAGCACUGGGAUACUGCAGGGGUGCAGGAUCAGCACCUCUGCUGAAGGACUGCUUCGGGGGGCAGCUGGAGAGAGCACAGAAGGUCCACCUUUGGGGACAGGAGAUUGGACAGGAGAUGAAAAGCACAGGAAUAUCAUGGAGGAGGUGAAACUGCUCAUGCAGUGCCAGGAUGGUUACCUUGCGCCUCCUCCCCCACAACUUUGUAAAAAGAAAACGAAACAGGUCCCAGGGCACUUUUCAGUGCAGGGGUGUCGUCGUGCUUCAUCUUUUACCUCCCAAAAGAAAUCUUCUGUGCCCCAGGUGAAGAAUAAGAGAGCUUUGCCUGGCUCACAUUCACAAGCAAAUGUGGGAAAUCUGGCAGACAGACAUGCUGAGCUGGGGCUGACAGUGAGUGAUGACCUUGUGUCUUCAGUGCAGUCCUCUGCUACCUCCCUGCAGCAGCGUGUACAGCAGAGAGAGCACGAGGCCUGUGGUGGGGCACAAGACUCAGAUGCAAGAUACAGUAGACAGAGUAACACAGCACCACCCAGCUGCAGUGGAAAGGAGAUGGGUGCUGCGAAUGCUCAGGACUGCCCUCUAGUGGAUAAGCCAGCACACAAGCAGAAGCAAUUCAAGACACGAGAAGAGGAUUUAAUUCUGGCCCACAAGAGGGAGGUUUUAGUACUCAAACAGAAAAAUUACGUCUUACAGACAAAGUUGCAUUACCUAGAAGAGGUCAGCAAGAAGGUGGGAUGGAGCAUUGGGAAGUCCUCAGACCCCAUAACAAAUGAGAAGCUCAAGCUCAUUGAGAAGGAGCUGAAGGAGCAGGAGACCCUCAUCCAGGGAUACCAUCAGGAGAAUGCAAAGCUGUACCACCAGGUGAAGGCAUUAAAAUCACAGAGCAAGGAAAAUGAAGAGGCCAUGUUCAUGGUGAACCAACGACUACAGGUUGAAUUGGCCAUGGCCAGGGAAGAAAUCAAAAGAAGCUGUAUGCAGAGGACUGCUGGAAAUGACUUUGAGCAGAAUAUGGCAAUCGCAGACCAGGUGCAGGCUUUACAGGAGAGUGAAGCCAGACUGACAGAGGAGAUUCGGCGGCUGAAACAGGAGAAGCAGACCCUGGAGGUGGAUGUGGGGAUGGUCAGGAAAGAGAUGGACUCAGGUGAUAAAAACUUUGACAUAAAGAUGCUGGAGGAGCAGCACAAGGUGGAGAUACAGGCCCUGAACAGGAGGCUGCAGUGGUACACAGAGAAUCAGGAGAUGCUGGACAGGGAAGUAGGUCAGCUGAGAGCCACCACAGAAGAGACCCACAGGCUCAAAGAGCAGGUAGACAAACAAAAGUAUGUGGUGGGAAAGAAGAACAGUCAAGAACAGAAGAAAGUAAAAGAAAGAAUGGGAGAUGCAAAGAGAAUCCUGGAUCUGGAGAAACAGGUGAAGAAGAUGGAAGACAUACUGAGGCGCAAAAACCCUAACUCCCUUCCUGCACUGAUCUCGGCUGCUGCCUCAGCAGCUGGGUCAAGGAGCACUGAGCAGGCUGGAACAGUGUCCUUCCUGGAGUGCCGUGUCCACAGGCUGGAAGAGGAGCUGGAGACCAAGGAUGAGGAGGCCAAACAGAGCCUGAGAGCCAUGGAAAAACAGUACCACAAGAUCAAGAUACAAUAUGAGCAGCAUAUUUCUGAGCUGGAGGACCAGUUGAGAAAAAAAGGCCUAAAUGACCAGGCUGGAACAUGCAAGGACUGGGAGUCUAAGGCCCAAGCCCUGGAACAAGAACUGCAAAGCCUUAGAGAGACCCACAAAAAGCAGAUCAGUGCUCUCCGGGCAGAGGUUGAUGCCCUUCAGGACCAAGUCAAACAGUCUGGAUGCAGAGAACAGACACCCAAGAAGAGUCCAAGCAAGCAUGACCAUCAGGCAGAAAUGGCGAAGGGGCUCCGGAUUAAGAGUCUGACUCAGGAGCUUGCAGCCAAAAUCAAGACAGUACAGGAUCUGACUCGAACAAUGGAGCGGCUGCAGCGGGAACGGCGGUCACUGCUCUCAGUGUCAGCAGCAAAUGCACACAGCAAGGAAUCCAAAAAGCCAGUCAGCGCAGCUAGAGAGAGCAGCACCGAGGCUCAGACCUUCCCUGUCACACUAAAUGAGAAGAGCUACCCGCCACUCACCUUCUCUGGGUCCCACAUUUCAGAAGUACUGCAGGCAAAUGAUCAUCUGAAGGCUUGUUUACAGCACAUGGAACUGAAGAACGAACAAGAGAGGGUAGCAAAGUGCCAAGUAGAGAAGGAUCUCCACAGGGUCCGGGAGGAUGCUGCAGAGCAGCUGUCAUUGCUGAAGACUGAAUGCCAGAGGGAGCAAGAGAGCCUGAUUGCCCAGCAUGCCCUGGAACACUCCUCUUCUAAAGUGGCUGAACUCACCAAUCAGCUAUCUACCCAGGAGAUCAUCAUCAGACACUUGCAGGACCAGGUUAAGGAGCUACAGGGAUGCAAGGAAGCGCUUGCAGUUUCCCACAUUAGAGAGGAGAUUUUGCAGAAAGAGAUGGAAAAAUUGCUGAAGGAGCUGAAAGAAGCAAAGGAAAUGCACACCCCCCGGCUCAAACACUUCACCUCCUUAGAAACCAAGAUCAAGAAUAUGGAACGGCGGCACAGCGAAAGAGAGAGGGAGCUGCAGCAGGUGAUCGCAAAGACACUUCUAGUAGCAGAAGAGCAGCAGCAGCAGGAAGUAGAGGCCUGGCAAAAGCUGGCCCAGGGCAAGACUAGGGAGCUGGAGAACUUUCGCACUGAGCUGGAUUCCAUCCUGGACGUGCUGAGGGAGCUUCAGAGGCAGGGUGUGGUGAUCCCAGUCAAUGGAGCUGUACACUUGACCUAAGGCAAGACUAGUCUGUAUACUUCAGCAUAGAUAUCGUGGAUGUCUUGCAGUCAGAACAUGAUUUGAUGGACAAGGACACUGAAAUUGAGAAUAUUUUUUUGCAUUGUCUGUUUAAAUAUUAUUAUUGUAUUUUAAUAGAAUUUUCAUUAGCUUUAAUCAUUACAUAACUACAGGGAUGUUAUUUCCUAUGUGAUCAUUUGUUUUUUUGACUCUAAUUGUUUCUUGUUAAUUGUUUUCAUAGUAAAGGUUGAAUGUGC